Molecule: messenger RNA, 5189 nt
Organism: Canis lupus familiaris (dog)
Lineage: Eukaryota; Metazoa; Chordata; Mammalia; Carnivora; Canidae
Gene: GRHL2
Product: grainyhead like transcription factor 2
Exons: 17
Coding region: 523-2379 (618 amino acids)
Biological process (GO): regulation of transcription by RNA polymerase II; neural tube development; brain development
Cellular component (GO): nucleus
Molecular function (GO): DNA-binding transcription activator activity, RNA polymerase II-specific; RNA polymerase II cis-regulatory region sequence-specific DNA binding
Source: RefSeq, a predicted model, not a curated record
GCAGCUCACCUGAGGGAGCCUCGCAGCCAAUCACCGCGCAGCUCGUCCCUCGGGCUUGUAUCCUUUAGUGAAAGAAUUCAGCUCCCUGCGAGAAAGUUACCUGUGGCCGCCCAAGUCCGCCACUUUCUGCUCUGUGGCCGCCCAUUGCCACGAUCCGGGAGGACUCCGCGCCGCGCGGCCGCCUCCGAGCCCGGGCCCCAUGUGAGGCCCCCCUUGUCCCACCUUUCCGGCUAGGUGAGGGCGCGGGCGCGCGAGCGAGCGAGAGCGGUGCGGGGGGACGGAAAAGCAGAAUUACCUGUAGCUCUUGUUCUGCCAUCUCGGGCGCGCUCACACACCGUCACCUGCACAGACUUGAAAGUCCAGUUUCACCAGAGGCUGAGGCUCCAGGAAAAGGGGAGCGAGUUCAUUGGAUCAAACAUGUCACAAGAGUCGGACAAGUAAGUGGAUCACACGCGCCGGCUGCUGCUGCUACCGCUUUGGGCUGAUGGCAACUGUAAUAAACGACUGGUGGCAUUAGUGCCCAUGCCCAGUGACCCUCCAUUCAAUACCAGAAGAGCCUACACCAGUGAGGAUGAAGCCUGGAAGUCAUAUUUGGAGAAUCCCUUGACGGCGGCCACCAAGGCGAUGAUGAGCAUUAACGGUGAUGAGGACAGUGCUGCUGCCCUGGGCCUACUGUAUGACUACUACAAGGUUCCCCGAGACAAGAGGCUGCUGUCUGUAAGCAAAGCAAGUGACAGCCAAGAAGAACAGGAUAAAAGAAACUGUCUUGGCACCAGUGAAGCCCAGGGUAAUUUGAGUGGAGGAGAAAACCGAGUGCAGGUCCUAAAGACUGUUCCAGUGAACCUUUCCCUAAAUCAAGACCACCUGGAGAAUUCAAAACGAGAACAGUAUAGCACAAACAUCUCUGAGAGCCCAGCCAUCAUCCCCGUGUCAGGAAUCACAGUGGUGAAAGCUGAAGAUUUCACACCUGUUUUCAUGGCCCCACCGGUGCACUAUCCCCGGGGAGAUGGUGAGGAACAACGUGUGGUUAUCUUUGAACAGACUCAGUAUGGCGUGCCCUCCAUGGCCAGCCAUAGCACCUACCUCAAAGAUGACCAGCGCAGCACCCCGGACAGCACUUACAGUGAGAGCUUCAAGGAUGGAAACACUGAGAAAUUCCGGAGUGCUUCAGUUGGGGCUGAGGAGUACCUGUAUGACCAGACAUCAGGCGGCACAUUUCAGUACACUCUGGAAGCCACCAAAUCUUUGCGUCAGAAGCAGGGGGAGGGCCCCAUGACCUACCUCAACAAAGGACAGUUCUAUGCCAUAACGCUCAGUGAGACUGGAGACAACAAAUGCUUCCGACACCCAAUCAGCAAAGUCCGGAGCGUGGUGAUGGUGGUCUUCAGUGAAGACAAAAACCGAGAUGAGCAGCUGAAAUACUGGAAGUACUGGCACUCCCGGCAGCAUACGGCAAAGCAGAGGGUCCUUGACAUUGCUGAUUACAAGGAGAGCUUUAAUACAAUUGGGAACAUUGAGGAGAUUGCAUAUAAUGCUGUUUCCUUCACCUGGGAUGUGAAUGAAGAGGCGAAGCCCAGCGCAGAUGCUCAUCUCCCACAGAUUUUCAUCACUGUGAAUUGCCUGAGUACAGAUUUCUCCUCCCAGAAAGGGGUGAAAGGACUUCCUUUGAUGAUUCAGAUUGAUACAUACAGUUAUAAUAAUCGUAGCAAUAAGCCCAUUCAUAGAGCUUACUGCCAGAUCAAGGUCUUCUGUGACAAAGGAGCAGAAAGGAAAAUCCGAGACGAAGAGAGGAAGCAGAACAGGAAGAAGGGGAAAGGCCAGGCCUCCCAAACCCAGUGCAACAGCUCCUCUGAUGGGAAGUUGGCGGCAAUACCGUUACAGAAGAAAAGCGACAUCACCUACUUCAAAACGAUGCCUGACCUGCACUCGCAGCCAGUCCUCUUCAUACCUGAUGUUCACUUUGCAAAUCUGCAGAGGACAGGACAGAUGUAUUACAACACGGAUGAUGAACGAGAAGGCAGCAGUGUCCUUGUUAAACGGAUGUUCAGGCCCAUGGAAGAGGAAUUUGGUCCAGCACCGUCUAAGCAGAUGAAAGAAGAAGGAAUGAAGCGAGUGCUUUUGUAUGUGCGGAAGGAGACGGACGAUGUGUUCGAUGCUUUGAUGUUGAAAUCACCCACAGUGAAGGGCCUGAUGGAAGCGAUAUCUGAGAAGUACGGGCUGCCUGUGGAGAAGAUCACAAAGCUUUAUAAGAAAAGCAAAAAAGGCAUCUUGGUGAACAUGGAUGACAACAUCAUUGAGCACUACUCCAAUGAGGACACCUUCAUUCUCAACAUGGAGAGCAUGGUGGAAGGCUUCAAGAUCACACUCAUGGAAAUCUGAGCCCAGCUCUCGGCAUCCCCUUGGCAGGAGCCCUCAGCGCAUUCCUCCCCAGGAGAGAUGGAGGCCCCAGCCUGGAACCCGGACACCCACCUCCCCCAACUCAAAACCACUGUUACAGACCACACUGGGAGCCGGACGAGGCACAGAGCCCCGGUUCUUAUCCGUGUGUUGGGCCCAUCCGCAGGGUCCUACUGGAGCUGAAGCCUGAGGCCCUCAGGAACGUGUGCUGGGCCUGUCAGAUACUUAUUUAUUCUCCACCUUCUUCGGGAACCCAGGGUCCAGGCCCGCCAAGGCACUGCUGGUCACUGCUGGCCUCAGAUGAGACCGUCCAGAGCUUUCCCCCUCCAAGGGAGACACAGCCAAUCCGUUCACUCCAGAGAGCCUGAGAAUGCCCGGGCCCUUCCGCCUCACCUGCACUUCUCCUGAGUGGCUGGACCAAACGAGCUGCUGCCACUUUCUGGUCACAAACCUUCAGGCCACUCUGGGGAAGGCCAUCUUGCUAAAUACCUCCCAGGGUUUGUCACGAGUGGCUGCCAGGCCUUGUACAGGAAGACAUUCAGCUGCCAUGUAAUUAGUAACUCAGAAGGCGUGCCUGGACAUCGUGUACAUAGUGUUUAUAAUAUCACAAUAAUAUAUUUUACCCGUGGUACGUGGGCAUGUUUACUGCCCCUGAGCUGUUGGGGAGGCGCUGGGAAGGGAAGUGGCCUCGGGUGUCAGGGACCCCGGGGGAUGCCGAGGAGGAUGCUGGGGGCACUCCCGCUGUGCGGGCCACUGUGCUGGGCUCCUGGCGACGCCCGGCCUGUGCCUCCGAGUGGCCCAGGCAGGUGGGAAAGGUCAGGGCGUGGAGGCCUCGGCCCUCGGUUGAGGGGAGCUCUGCCGAGAGGCUGUGCUAUCCCGGAGCCACCGCCGAGCUCCGUGGGGCUCGGGAGGGCCUGGCCCCUGUGUGGCACCUCACGGUUUACACGCACAUCCUUCAUCUCAAGUGGCUCCCUUACAAGCCCAGCAGCAGCUGAGAGCCGUGCCCACAGCUUAGCUCUGAAUCCACAGGUGAGGGCAGCCUCCUGUGGCCGCCUCUGCUCCAGGCUGCUGGAUGGUGGGGGCGGGGGGGUGCCCCCCCAGAGCGCUCUGGCUCUUCUGAAGGCAGCCUCCCGAGGAGGACUGGGAGAGAAGGUCUUGUCCUCCUGCACGUGCCCUGGGAGACAAAGAGGAGAAAGAAACGCUUCCCUAAACAAUUAUGAAACCAUGAGCCGUCUUGGGGCGCUGUUCUCUUUGAAAGGACUGGUCAGUGGUCUGGGGUUUGCGUUCACCCAUGUGGCUGAAGCACUAGCCUUUGGUAGUCAGCACGCCCUCCCCUCAAGAUCCUGCGCUAGGACAGGUUCUGUGUAAAGGCCCAGAUUUAUUUGAGAAGCACUUUGACGUCUUACCUGGGGGGCUCUCUCUCUCCAAGGGCUCCCUGCCUCCCACCCCUUCUGCCCCUGAGGCCCAGAGCAGGCCAGAAGGGCUGUUUUCAGCCAGCUGUGUCUCCUCGAGGCUGCAGAGGAUUUGAAUGGAACAGAGGGCAGGGGCCGCACCUAGGGAAAUGUCCGGGUGGUCUUAUGGGGGCACCUUUCAGUGUGUCUUCUGGACAUCUUACCCCUUCCUGUGGUGCCAAAGGUUUGCAUCCUGGAUUCAGUUCUGCUCCAGCCUGUUCCCUCCUCCCCACUCUGUCAUGCCCUGAACCAGUAGCUUGGGGACCUCACUGGGUACUGAUGCAGCUCUGUUCUAUGACAGACAAAUUCAGUGUUGGAAAUAGGCACUUCCCAUGCACCUGACUUAUCCGUUCCGUCCUCUGGAGUCUGUGCCCCAGUAGUACCUGCCAUUUCAUCUGCCAGUCAUGUUUGAACCCGCCCCUCAUGUUUGAACCGGCCCCUGAGGCAAGGAGCAUGGGAAGUGCAUAGUAUAUAAGAUACAAUUUUGGGCAGUCUGACACAGGUAGCCCCACCCUUCUUUCUCUAGUCUUGUGGGAAAAUGUUUGCUAGUCCUGCCCUAGGCAGAGGAUGAAUCAGAGAUGCUUUUUCAUUUGUUUCUGAUCCCUAAGCAAUCACUGUAGUGACCCCUACCUACCAGAACAAAGAAUGUGAGGCCAGUGCCACCCAAGGGUGGUGCAGAGCAUCACCUCCCAUCUGCUCUGCUCCCAACCCUUACCCUGUCCGCUCCAUCCUCAGAGUGCCCGCGGCUUAGCUUGGAUGUGUCCUCCACCAUGUAUGUCAGCAGAGCUUCGAUGAGCACAAUUUUCUGAGCAGAAGCACUCUAGAAAGAUAGGAAAAACUGACUCCUCUGCUUUUGUCCCUUAAGUUAAUCACACUGAAAUAAAUAUGCUUUUUAAAAAAUCCAUGUAAAAUGGGGGACAUGUCAAACAAGUAUUUUUCUUAUAUGUAUCCAAGUUGCUUAGACUUAACAGGUGUUUGGAAAUUGGGACCAACAGCAAAAUGCAGUCAGAUAUCAUCUUGGACUUGGAUCCUAAAAGACUGAACUCAGAAACUUAGGAGGCAUGAAAUGAAUCAACAUUUAUUUUCCUUCUUAUUUAAAGUUAGGAAAAUGCAAGAGAAACAGGGUUUGUGCCAAAUUCUCUGAAUGGCCCGUUCUUAAAAACGAGUGAGGGAGAUUGAUAGAUGGACAAUUUGCUUUCAUGUUUUAAAGAAAAAAAAGGCAAAUGUAACUUAAUAGUUUUGUAAAUGGGAGAGGGGGAAUCUAUAAACUAUAAAUACAGUUAUUUUAUUUUUUGUACAUUUUUAAGAAGAAAAAAUAAAUAUUCAUAAUGUCAGAGUAAA